Xenopus laevis (African clawed frog) is the source of this 589-nucleotide messenger RNA. RefSeq names its product mitochondrial ribosomal protein L27 L homeolog (gene mrpl27.L). The record is from RefSeq and is a predicted model, not a curated record. Bases 101 to 535 code for a protein of 144 amino acids. NCBI's taxonomy places the organism in Eukaryota, Metazoa, Chordata, Amphibia, Anura, Pipidae. Gene Ontology annotation, cellular component: mitochondrial large ribosomal subunit; ribosome; mitochondrion. Gene Ontology annotation, biological process: translation. Gene Ontology annotation, molecular function: structural constituent of ribosome. The transcript has 4 exons.
CAUCUCAGACUGUGACUGGGAACACAGUGCAGAACAGGCCGCCUUCAAAUUUAGCGGGAGCGGGGCAUGCCGGGAGCGGAAGUUGCGCGCAAGGUCAACAAUGGCGCUGUCCCUGUGUCGGUGUGUGUCCCGGGGCUUCGUUGCACCACCCCCUGUGUCCUUGCUCGUGGCGAGAGAAGCAUCCAAAAAAGCCGGGGGCAGCUCAAAGAACAAAGGGGGGAAGAGUCCUGGCAGGAGAUAUGGCUAUAAGAAACUAGACGGAGAUUUUGUCCAUGCUGGGAACAUCUUGGCCACUCAGCGCAUAAUGCGCUGGCACCCGGGGUCCCAGGUAGGAAUUGGCCGUAAUAAGACCCUGUUUGCACUGGAAGAUGGAAUUGUCCGUUACACGAAGGAAGUAUAUGUCCCGCCCCCGCGCAGCGAGGAGAGCCGCAAUGUCAUAUGCCAGCUACCGGCUGGCGCCAUCAUCUAUAAAACAUUUGUUAAUGUAAUUGCGGUGCCGCGAGAGAACCACUUCAAACUUGUAGAGAUGAUGUGAGAGCCGAAAUUCUUUUUGUACAUAUCUUUAUUAAAUUAAAAAUGUUUCAUUACA